This is a messenger RNA of Pipistrellus kuhlii (Kuhl's pipistrelle), 1329 nucleotides long. RefSeq names its product N-alpha-acetyltransferase 80, NatH catalytic subunit (gene NAA80). The record is from RefSeq and is a predicted model, not a curated record. The coding region runs from base 405 to 1172 and encodes 255 amino acids. The transcript has 2 exons. Gene Ontology annotation, cellular component: cytoplasm. Lineage: Eukaryota; Metazoa; Chordata; Mammalia; Chiroptera; Vespertilionidae. Gene Ontology annotation, biological process: protein acetylation. Gene Ontology annotation, molecular function: acetyl-CoA binding; N-acetyltransferase activity.
GGGUCAGUGUCAGGACGCACGCGCCGGGGGGCGGGGCCUGGCCGCCCUGGGAGACUCGGGACCAGGUGGGGCGUGGCGGGCCGCCACGGCUGCAGUGCCUCCGCCGCGCCGCUAGGGGGCAGCGCGGACGGGUGAAGGAGUCCGAGCCAGAGACAACGAGAUCCGGACCCGUGCGGAGCGGGACGCCGAGCAUCCUGGAGCCCAGCUGCAACAUACCCUCCCAACUGGCUGGAGCGGAUCCUGAGCCCCAGCCGGCCGAGCUGACUCCGGAUCCUGCCUGCCAGCUGGCGCUGACCCCGGGAUUCCGACCGGCCAAGCGGCCCCAGGACCCUGCGCACCAGCCAGAGCGGACCCGGAGCCCCAGGCCGGCUGCGCUGGCCUCGGGGUCUGCAUGCCGUGCAGAGAUGACCCUCCUCCCUGGCUUGGCUGAGCUGACCUUGGACCCCACGCACCGGCCAGAGGCGACCCCAGCCCCCAGCCUGGCGGAGCUGACCGUGGAGCCUGUGCACUGCCGGCCGGAGCUCCUGGACGCCUGCGCAGACCUCAUCAACGAGCAGUGGCCGCGCAGCCGCGCCUCCCGCCUGCAUUCCCUGGGCCAGUCCUCCGACAGCUUCCCCCUCUGCCUGAUGCUGCUGAGCCCCCACCCGGCGCCCGGGCACGCCCCCGUCGUGGUGGGGCACGCCCGCCUCUCACGGGUGCUAGACCGGCCCCAGAGCCUCUUCGUGGAGACCGUGGUGGUGGCCCGGGCCCUGAGGGGCCGCGGCUUUGGCCGCCGCCUCAUGGAGGGCCUGGAGGUCUUUGCUCAGGCCCGGGGCUUCCGCCGGCUGCACCUCAGCACCCGUGACCAGCUGCCCUUCUAUGCCCACCUGGGCUACCAGCUGGGGGAGCCGGUGCAGGGCCUGGUGUUCACCAGCCCCCGGGUGCCCGCUGCUCUGCUCCGUGUCUUCUCCAGCGCCCCGUGCCCCCGGCUGCCCUGCAGGGCCCCUAGCCUGGCUGCCCACGCUGCCCCCAAAGCCUCCAAAGGGCCGUCACUGCCGCCACCCCCUCCCCUGCCCGAGUCCCUGGCCGCCUCGCCGCCUGCUCCAGCGGGACCCCCUCCGCAGAGCCCGCUGGAGACAGGGUACCGUGACCUGAGAGGGGGCCCCGUCUUUUGGAUGGAGAAGGACAUCUGAGGGGCUCCUAGGACACGGCAGUGGACUCCCCAGGACAGUCCCGCCUCCGCCCCUGGCCCCAGGGGCCGCUGAGAGGGGGGGUGGGGGCAGGACAAGGCUCCCUGGCUGGGGCUCCGGCCCUCAGAGUGGCUCAAUAAAGGCUUCUGUCAGGCGUGGC